AUGUCUCCGGUCAACACGAUGCGAAAGCAGUCCGAGGUGUUCCUCUCCGCACUACAAGAACAGAUCGUCGCUGCAUUCUUGGAGCGGGAUCCAACCCUCGUUCCCAAGCGCGACUCAUGGACGCGCCCACAAGGCGGCGGAGGUGCUUCGUGCGUCUUGGUUGGCCCUGGCCAGGACACGGCAAUCGAAAAAGCCGGGGUGAACACUUCCACCAUCCAUAGCGUCCUAACCCCGACCGCCGCCAAACAAAUGGGCGCCACCCACCCGUCGAUCCCCCAGAGCCCGCAAUCAGAUCUUCCGUUGUACACCACCGGGAUCAGCAUCGUCGUGCAUGCCCGCAAUCCGCACGCACCCAGCGUGCACAUGCACCUGCGCUACGUCGAGGUCAUCGAACCCCCUCAGACGGACCGCACAGCAGCAGAUGGCGCAGACGAGAAAGUGCUCGCAUGGUGGUUCGGCGGCAGCAUAGAUCUCACCCCCACGUACAUAUAUGAAGAGGACGCCAGACACUUCCACACCACACUAAAAGGCGUAUGCGACGCACACGGCGGCUCCGCCCUGUACCGUCCUCUGAAGAACUGGUGCGACGAGUUCUUCUACAUCCGCCACCGGCAAGAGGCACGGGGCAUUGGCGGCAUCUUCUUCCGCGACUUGUCCGACUCAAAACAUGCCCGCCUCGACACCGACGAUGCUGUCGCCGCACUGCGCCCAAAGACACAGGAGGCCAUCUUCGCAUUUGUCAAAGAUCUGGGCCACGCGUUCUUGCCCUCGUACUUGCCCAUCCUGGAACGACGCAAGGGGAUGCCGGCUGACAGGCGCGCAGCACGGUGGCAAAGCCUCCGCAGAGGUCGGUAUGUCGAAUUCUACCUCACCGAGGCGGGCACGCAAUACGGCCUGUCAACACCAGGAGUCAGGGUUGAGAGUGUCCUCAUGGGGAUGCCGGAGAUGGCAAGAUGGGAGUAUACGAGUGAGAUGGGCACAGAGGUGGGCACAGAGGAGGAGAGAACAGUCCAAGUGCUGAGGACUCCGAGAGAUUGGGUACACAUACCUUGA
Molecule: messenger RNA, 1053 nt
Organism: Fibroporia radiculosa
Lineage: Eukaryota; Fungi; Basidiomycota; Agaricomycetes; Polyporales; Fibroporiaceae
Exons: 1
Coding region: 1-1053 (350 amino acids)
Cellular component (GO): cytoplasm; mitochondrial intermembrane space
Molecular function (GO): coproporphyrinogen oxidase activity
Source: RefSeq, a predicted model, not a curated record